CCCCCCAAAAAGAAAAAAAGUAAAGGACCAUUUAUAGUUACAUUCGUUUCGUAAUUCAAAAAUCAAGUUCUGCUGCUAGCAAAAAUGCAGGCAAUCGCACCGUCUUCCACCAGCACAUCCCUCAAAUCUCUCUUCGGAGACCACCACAAGCCCUUAACGAGGGCACCCAAGUCCUUCAAUCUCAAUCACCACUGGAACACAACACGCCUCAUGGUCCAUUGCAUCUCCCGUCCUGAUUCCUCCAAUAACUUUGCCGGCAGCGAAGGUUCAGUCUCAGGCUCAAGCCCAACUAGGCGCGCUGAUUGGCAGAGCUCCUGCGCUAUCCUCGCCAGCAAAGUCGUCUCUCAGCAGCAAAACACCGACACCACCAACAACACCGAAAUCACCGCCGUUAAUGGCCACACAACCCUAGAUCUGGUCCCUCUCGGUAAUCUUCCCAAGCCCUUGACCAUCACAGAUCUCUCCCCUGCCCCUUUGCAUGGUUCCACCCUCCGCGUGGCUUACCAAGGCGUCCCAGGCGCUUACAGCGAAGCUGCUGCCGGCAAAGCCUACCCCAACUGCGAAGCCAUCCCCUGCGACCAAUUCGAAGUGGCUUUCCAAGCGGUCGAGCUUUGGAUCGCAGACAGAGCUGUCCUCCCCGUAGAGAACUCUCUUGGAGGUAGCAUCCACCGGAACUACGACCUCCUCCUCCGCCACCGUCUCCACAUCGUCGGAGAGGUUCAGCUUCCAGUUCACCACUGCCUCUUGGCCUUGCCCGGGGUGAGGAAAGAGUACUUAACACGUGUCAUCAGCCACCCACAGGCGCUGUCCCAAUGCGAACAUACACUCACCAAAAUGGGCUUGAACGUGGUACGUGAAGCCGUCGACGACACCGCAGGUGCGGCGGAGUACGUAGCGGCGACAAACUUGAGAGAUACGGCGGCGAUUGCAAGUGCCCGGGCGGCGGAGCUGUACGGUAUGCAGAUCUUAGCAGAUGGGAUACAAGAUGACUCGGGAAACGUGACCCGGUUCGUGAUGUUGGCUCGUGAACCAAUCAUUCCCCGGACGGACCGGCCAUUUAAGACAAGUAUCGUGUUUGCUCAUGAUAAGGGAACGUCGGUGUUGUUUAAGGUGUUGUCGGCGUUUGCGUUCAGGAACAUCACUUUGACGAAGAUAGAAAGCAGGCCGCAUCGGAACCGUCCGAUUAGGUUGGUGGAUGAUGCGAAUGUGGGGACAGCGAAACACUUUGAGUACAUGUUUUACGUUGAUUUUGAGGCGUCGAUGGCGGACGUGAGGGCCCAGAAUGCUUUGGCUGAAGUGCAAGAAUUCACGUCGUUUCUUAGGGUGUUGGGGAGUUAUCCUAUGGAUAUGACGCCUUGGUCCCCUUCUGGUUCAGAUUCCAUUUGAUUGGAUUGGAUUGGAUUUUUUUUUUUUUAAUUUUAUAUAUUUCUCUUUUUU
Telopea speciosissima is the source of this 1437-nucleotide messenger RNA. RefSeq names its product arogenate dehydratase 1-like. Gene Ontology annotation, biological process: L-phenylalanine biosynthetic process. The record is from RefSeq and is a predicted model, not a curated record. Bases 85 to 1386 code for a protein of 433 amino acids. Gene Ontology annotation, cellular component: cytoplasm; chloroplast. NCBI's taxonomy places the organism in Eukaryota, Viridiplantae, Streptophyta, Magnoliopsida, Proteales, Proteaceae. The transcript has a single exon. Gene Ontology annotation, molecular function: arogenate dehydratase activity; prephenate dehydratase activity.